Messenger RNA from Phalaenopsis equestris, 862 nucleotides. Its product is annotated as ADP-ribosylation factor. The transcript has 7 exons. The coding region runs from base 104 to 649 and encodes 181 amino acids. Gene Ontology annotation, biological process: vesicle-mediated transport; intracellular protein transport. The record is from RefSeq and is a predicted model, not a curated record. Gene Ontology annotation, molecular function: GTPase activity; GTP binding. Gene Ontology annotation, cellular component: cytoplasm. Lineage: Eukaryota; Viridiplantae; Streptophyta; Magnoliopsida; Asparagales; Orchidaceae.
GAAUGGGCGUCCAUUUCUCCGGGAUCUGGUGGUCGACAACUCCGCUUAGAUCUCCCGGCCGCUCGGAUUCCGCAAACACUGUCUCGAUACCUCUCGCUUGAAGAUGGGGCUGUCUUUCACCAAACUCUUCAGUCGGCUCUUCGCCAAAAGGGAGAUGCGUAUUCUUAUGGUUGGUCUUGACGCUGCUGGUAAAACCACCAUUUUGUAUAAGUUGAAGCUUGGAGAGAUUGUGACAACCAUUCCAACCAUUGGGUUUAACGUGGAGACUGUCGAAUACAAGAAUAUCAGCUUCACUGUUUGGGAUGUUGGUGGUCAGGAUAAGAUCCGUCCAUUGUGGAGACACUACUUCCAGAACACGCAAGGCCUCAUCUUCGUGGUGGAUAGCAAUGACAGAGACCGUGUUGUUGAGGCAAGAGAUGAGCUUCACAGGAUGCUUAAUGAGGAUGAACUGAGAGAUGCAGUGCUGCUCGUCUUUGCGAACAAACAAGACCUUCCCAAUGCAAUGAAUGCUGCAGAGAUUACCGAUAAGCUUGGCCUCCAUUCUCUUCGGCAACGCCAUUGGUAUAUCCAGAGCACCUGUGCCACAUCAGGAGAAGGUUUGUACGAGGGAUUGGAUUGGCUCUCAAACAAUAUCGCUAACAAGGCGUAGAAAUUUCUCGUGGCCUUUGCUGCAUCUGAAGCUAAAAGAUAAGUACAUGAGCGUACUAUCUAGACGAACAUUAUAUUAUAAGCUUGUUUAUUACCCUGCUGCCAUUCAUAAUUCUAGAAUUUGUUAUUUAUUGUUUAGGAGGAGAUAUAUAUAAUCUUGACAUUGCUUUCACGUUCUUGGUUUUUGAAUUUAGUCAUGAUUGCGACUUUGUUC